AAUCUAUCUCAUCUAAUAUCCUCCAAAUGUGCUUGUAUUGUUGGGUCUUUGUUGGUAAGCAGAUGUUUUUUUGCUUUGGACAAUCAAUUCGAUUUAAGUUGGUAUUACUUCAUCUAAGUUAAACUGAUUUGUUCAUGCUCUUGGUUUCUUCUUCAAAUCUCUCGUUUUUAAGUUCACUGCUUUAUCAUCCUAGACAAAGGUUUAAUCUCUUAUUUUAAUGUUCACUUUAGCAAGCCACUCGAUUUAAUUGAUUAUGUUUUGCCAACAGAGACUUUGCCAUGACUCUGGCUCACUGUUUUGCAGGCGCAUGCAUUUACUGCUUGAAUGGCUGCUCCACGCCUCCUGCCACGUCCAGUGCCAUGCUUCACAGCCGACGAGAAUCCGAUGCACAACGCAUUUGCCUCCGUUUAAUGACUCACGUGCAUUUGAUAAGUGCUUGGCGUCCGCGAGGCGCGUGUUUCCUUUUUGGCGGGUAAUAUUAAUAUAUACAUCUCAUGCCCUUAAAAAACAACAACAAAGAAAGUGCUCUGUUCCACUGCACGAAGAAGUCCGCAGACGAACAGAGGCAGGCACAGCGACGAGCUCUGGGCUCUCAUUAUAGGGUUCAGCUUCCUUCCUCGUUGCAACUUCCGUCCUUCGUUCUUCCCCUUCCGCUCUUGUUCUUCCAUUAUUUUUGGAUUUUUAUCCCAGUUGCUACUUUUUUUUUUGGUUAUUCUGGUGAGGAUAGAUGGCCCUCUUUAUCGACAUGAUUGCUGCGGAUUGGAGAAGCUUUUCUCUGGUUUUCGCCAACUCACGGUGGUGGAGCUGUUAGGGCUUUCAAUGUGCCCCCCAUUCCUUGUCGUAGUGGAAGAAAAGUCGGAGUUCUUCGUUUUUUUUAGCUGCUAACGUCUUUGUUUCCCUCGAAAAGCUGCUAUCUUUGCUGCUCGUGACUGGAAUCUUUGCAAAAGCUGCCUUUGCUAUGAUCUAAUCGCUCUCGGAGGAGCGUGCUUCUGUGUUGGAUGGUAGAUCUCACCUACUAGACCAAGUUGAGAUAGCGCAGGUCAAUUUGGGUGAAGCAGCAGCAAAUAGGAUUUUACAAGUUCUUUAGUUCUCCUUGUCUGUUUCAGUUUUACCAGUGGUUGAAGAUAAAUGGAUCUCCUCGUAAGAAUUUCUGCACUGCUUUUCCUUUUCAUUCCUUGCUUCGGGCAGCUUCCUUCACCGGAUAUACUGGCGCUUCUGGCGUUCAAGAAAGGUAUAACACAUGAUCCCACAGGAUUCGUCGUCGGAUCCUGGAAUGAGGAGUCCAUCGACUUCAAUGGCUGCCCAGCGUCCUGGAAUGGUAUUGUCUGUAAUGGUGGGAAUGUGGCGGGUGUUCUCCUUGAUAACCAUGGUAUUUCUGGCUACGCUGAUCUGUCUGUCUUUGCUAACCUCACCAUGCUUUUGAAGCUCUCCAUGGCAAAUAAUAACCUUUCUGGUAGCUUGCCUGAAAGCAUCUCUGAUCUGAAGAACUUGGAGUAUCUUGACAUUUCCAAGAAUGCCUUCUCGGGGGAGUUACCUGCAGGUCUUGGGAAGCUUCACAGCUUGCAGAACUUAUCCUUGGCUGGAAACGAAUUCACAGGGUCUAUGCCCGUCACCAUUGGCGGAUUGACUUCUAUCAAGUCUCUUGAUUUGAGCCGCAAUUCUCUAACCGGUCCUUUGCCUGAUACUCUUACUAGUCUCAGUAACUUGGUUGCAUUGAAUCUGUCCUACAAUGUUUUUAGUAAAAACAUUCCAUCUGGGUGGGAACUGAUUAACACUCUGGAGUCAGUUGAUCUCAGCUGGAAUCAGCUUGAUGGUAGUGUCAAUUGGAACUUUCUUAUGCAAUCUUCUAGUGUUAUCCAUGUUGAUUUCAGUGGGAAUCUGCUUACUUCGACCCCCAGGGAGUUGAAGUCUUUGUCAGAUAUCUCAGAGACGAUCAAGUAUUUACAUCUCAGCAACAACAGAUUGAGUGGAUCACUGAUUGGAGUUGGGAUUUCUACUUUUGGGAGCUUGAAGGUGCUGGAUUUAAGUUCCAAUCAGUUAAAUGGUGAGCUACCUGGGUUUAAUUAUAUAUAUGAUCUCGAGAUUCUGAGAUUGGGGAAUAAUGGAUUUAGUGGUUUCCUACCUGGUGGACUUCUCAAAGGUGACUCUUUGGUUUUACGUGAAUUGGAUUUGAGUGCAAACAACCUAACAGGACAUAUAAAUAUGAUCACCUCAACAAGUUUGCAAAUCCUUAAUCUUUCUUCUAAUGCCCUUUUCGGUGAACUUCCAGUGGUGCAAGGAACCUGUUCAGUGCUUGAUCUAUCAAACAAUCAGUUUACUGGCAAUUUAUCACUUGUUGCAAAGUGGGGAAAUGACCUCAAGUAUAUUGAUCUUAGCAGAAAUCAUCUGACAGGGCACAUACCAGAUAUAACCUCGCAGUUUCUUCUACUUAGUUAUCUUAACCUUUCUCAUAAUGCUUUGAUAGAUGAUCUCCCUGCUGUUCUCAUUCAGUACCCAAAACUUACUGUGUUAGAUAUCAGUUUCAAUAAGCUUGGGGGACCUAUUCUAAAUGACCUACUAAGCUCCUCCACAUUGCAAGAGCUUCAUAUUAAGAACAAUAUGUUCUAUGGUAAUAUCACUUUGUCGUCAUCUUUUUCCAACCAGUCCAAUCUUCGUGUGCUUGAUAUAUCAGCUAACCGAUUUGAUGGUAGUUUUCCUGAAAGCCUUGGGUCUUUGACUAUGCUCCGAGUCCUAGAUAUUUCUACAAACAAUUUUUCUGGUGUAUUAUCACCUGUUCUAACAAAACUCUCCUCUCUCACUUCCCUUGAUAUCUCCCUUAACCAUUUCUCUGGUUCUUUGCCAUCGACACUGCCUGAUACACUUGUAUACUUCAAUUGUUCGUACAAUGACCUAUCAGGAACAGUUUCAGAAAACCUUAGAAAGUUCUCAGAGUCUUCAUUCCAUCCAGGAAAUUCCAGAUUAGAGUUUCCAAGUGGUUCAUCUGGAUCUCGUAGCUCUUCAUUGGUGAAUCGUGAUCACAGAUCAGUCAAAACAUUUGUCAUUGCAGGGAUUGUCACUGCUUGUGUAGUGGCUGCAGUUAUUCUGAUCCUCUUGGUUAUCAUCAUGUGUUGUUUGAGAGCUUCCAGGGGAUCUGGAUCAGAUAAGCUUUCUGACAAGAAUCUCCAUAACCGAAGUUUUCCACGAAGUAGAGAAUCUGGUGGGUCACUUGUAUCUGCUGAAGACCUUAUUGCUCCUCAAAAAGAUUCUUCGUCGGAGAUACUCGAUCCAGAUGAGAAAAUGGCUAUGGUUGCUGGAUUUUCACCAUCGAGGAAAAGUCGCUUUUCGUGGUCACCAGAUUCUGGCAACAUGUAUACUCAACAAAAUCUUGGAAGACUGGAUGUUCGUUCGCCAGACAGGUUGGCUGGUGAUUUACAUUUUCUGGAUGAAUCAAUAAUCCUAACUCCAGAUGAAUUAUCUAGAGCACCCGCCGAAUUGUUGGGAAGGAGUAGUCAUGGAACUUCUUAUAGAGCAACCCUGGACAAUGGAGUUUACUUGACAGUGAAAUGGCUUAGGGAAGGAGUGGCAAAACAGAAGAAGGAAUUUGCCAAAGAGGCGAAGAAAUUUGCAAACAUCAGGCAUCCAAAUGUGGCGUCAUUGCGAGGGUACUACUGGGGGCCUACUCAGCAUGAGAAACUUCUCUUGUCAGAUUAUGUCACACCAGGAAGCCUUGCGGGCUUUGUAUAUGACCGGCCAGGACGGAAAGGCUCUCCGUUGACAUGGGCUCAGCGUCUCAAAAUUGCCGUUGACGUUGCACGCGGCCUGAACUAUCUCCAUUUUGACCGAUCCACCCCUCACGGCAAUCUCAAAGCCUCCAACAUACUACUCGAUGGUCUGGACCUCAAUGCACGCGUUGCUGAUUACUGCCUUCAUCGCCUGAUGACUCAAUCAGGCACAGUUGAGCAAAUUCUCGACGCUGGGGUGCUGGGCUACCGCGCGCCUGAGCUGGCUGUGUCCAAGAAGCCGUCCCCCUCCUUAAAGUCGGAUGUCUAUGCCUUUGGUGUGGUUCUCUUGGAAUUAUUGACGGGUAGGUGUGCAGCAGAUGUGGUCUCCGGAGAGGAAGGAGCAGUGGACCUUGCCGUUUGGGUAAGGUCGCGGGUGGCGGAAGGUCAAGGAUCCGACUGCUUUGAUCCAACAAUGAAUGCAGAAAUGGCAAAUCCAGUCGCAUCCAAGGGGAUGAAAGAGAUGCUUGGGGUUGCGAUGAGGUGUAUCCGGCCGCUCUCCGAGCGACCAGGUAUCAAGUCUGUGUAUGAGGAUCUCUCAUCCAUAUGAAGCUAGCAGUUUAAUUUGCGCUUAAAACAUAGAUUUGGCUUUGGCAAAUGCAAUUUCAAUAGAUCUGCUUACAUUAGUCCAUGUAGCUUCUUGUUGUUUAGAAAAUAGCUCUGGAGUGGUGGCUACUAAUUUAAAGCCAUGCUUACUGGUGAAAUUUUGAUGCUGAUGAUUCGGUGGCCAUUGAUUUGUCUUUGUA
Messenger RNA from Zingiber officinale, 4504 nucleotides. Its product is annotated as LRR receptor-like serine/threonine-protein kinase GHR1. Lineage: Eukaryota; Viridiplantae; Streptophyta; Magnoliopsida; Zingiberales; Zingiberaceae. Gene Ontology annotation, molecular function: protein binding; ATP binding; protein kinase activity. Bases 1129 to 4308 code for a protein of 1059 amino acids. The transcript is spliced from 4 exons. The record is from RefSeq and is a predicted model, not a curated record. Gene Ontology annotation, biological process: protein phosphorylation.